Molecule: messenger RNA, 3879 nt
Organism: Oenanthe melanoleuca
Lineage: Eukaryota; Metazoa; Chordata; Aves; Passeriformes; Muscicapidae
Gene: BEND2
Product: BEN domain containing 2
Exons: 13
Coding region: 1-2562 (853 amino acids)
Molecular function (GO): DNA binding
Source: RefSeq, a predicted model, not a curated record
AUGAGUUUCGCCGGAGGACCGGGCGCCGAGCGCCUGGGCAGUCUCUACGCCCUUGCCUCCUCCCGGAUUGGGUGUGAACGGCUGGGCCGAUACUGUGCGAGUGGGACAGCUGGCUGCCUGGCUAGCCAGUUGUCCGGCUGGCUGCUGCGGGAACGGACCGGCUGUUUGGCUGGCCAGUUGUCCGGCUGGCUGCUGCGGGAACAGACCGGCUGUUCGGCUGGCUGUUCGGCUGGUUGUUCGGCUGGCUCGCUGAGGACUACUGCAGGCAAGGCGAGGCCGCUGAAGGAGCGGGCGGCACCGCCCCCGCGCUCCCGUUUCUCGGGCGCGCCCCCGCGCCCAGCGCGCAGCCGCAGUGCUCCAAAACAGUUUCUUGCUCACGUCGGAGAAGCUGCUUCCGUUUCCAACGCCGCAUUCCGGCCACACCUGCCCGUGCCCGAACACCGGCUCGCUCCGCCGCCCGGCCCGCCCGAAGGACCCCGCGCUCGGCCGCCGCAGCAAGCCAUGUCCGAGGAGGAUUAUGUGUGUGUGAAGACUGAGGAAGAGGAUGAAGCAGUGAUUAUGGACCAUGGGGACAACGGGCUGUCCACACAAAGUUGCAUGCCAGUGCAACAGAACUCUGAAGCAAACAGUGCUGUUCACCACAUGAGUCAACUUGCCUAUGGAACCGAAGGCUUGCCAGUGCUUGCUGAUCAAACAGCCUCACAAAUGAGCCAUUCUGCAAUGAUGGAGAGAGGAGAUGGCCACAGCCCUGAAAAAAUGGAUUUUGUGUAUUUGCCUAAUAAAAGGAAACGACUUUCUCCUGCUGUAGUGGAACACAGUGUGAUGAGAACCGGGGAAGAAGAAUAUGAAAACAGUGAGAGUGUCAUUUAUGAGUAUGAACCAGACUAUGAAUGUGAGAGCGUUUUAUCUGAAGCUUCUUAUACUGGAUAUCAGCAGAAUCCUCUUAUGGAGGUCCUGAGUUAUUGCCAGGCCAUGUAUGAUGCCAUUCAGAAGUUGGAUAAAAAAUUUGACCUGCUUCAUCGUAAGGUCUCAGAAAUGCAGCAUGCUCGUAUAAAGCCAUUGUUGCUCAAACCUAAACCAGUUGGAUUCACAUACAGAAGUUCCAGUCAUUUGCCUCCAGGAAAAAUAAGAGUUCAAAAACACAUGGAAAGGGAUUUAAGUCUUCACCUUUCUUCAUCAGGGCAGGGAAGGCGUAGCCCAGCUGUAAGGACUGCUGUACAAAAUGGCCACGUUCAGGUCAAUUCCAAAGUACAACACGUCCCACGCAGUUUUCAGCUUGAAUCUCAGCAGCCUGUUGGAAGGCAGAGCCCACCACUCCCCACUAUAGUUUCUACACAUUCAUUGCAUUCAUCAUACACAGCAGCUAAUGUGAUGCCUGACCUUUCACCACAAUCAAAUCUUGCUCCCAGCAUUGUGGAAAGUACUGUCAAUAUUGCAUCUUCACCAGUGGCAUCACCAUCGAUACCAGCACCAUCUGAGCCCAGUCAGGAGAAUAAUACUGUGGAGUUGAGCUACAGAAACUCAUCUGAGAAUGUGAAUAUUAGUGAAGAACUGCCAUCUUCUUCAGAUUUAAUCAAUCCUGACUUGGAGUUUGUUGGUGACCCGGCAAGAAAUGUAAAAAUUCUUGGACACCAUUUGAUGAAGGCUCGGCAAAAAACUAAACCCAAGUAUGCAGCACGUCACUUGGUCCGUGCCUUGUUCCCCAAGAAAACUUUAUUGUGCAGCGUGAUGGGAGCAAGUGCACGGGGGCGCAGGACGCUGGAUCCAAACAAAAUUGCUGCAAUAAGAGAGUUUCUUGCAACUAACUUUCCAACCUAUGAUUUGAGCGAGCAUGGGAAAGACUGGAAAACUUGUAUCACCAAUGUCAAUGCCAUGAUCCGCUGUUUGCGCUCGGAAACCAAAGCAAACCCAGCCUGUUCUAAGGAGACAACUGAGGGGAAAGAAGAAGCAUCUGAUGCUCCUGACACGUCUCAUUGUGUAGAUUUAAAUUAUAAUGAAGAUAGUGGAGACAAAUCUCAAAACUCUCAGAAAAUGACCAGCUCCACAACUGACACAUUCCUGAAUUUAGGAUUGGAUAAGUUUCCUGAAACUUUCCACGUAUCUUCAUUCAACAAACAUUCUUUGGAACCUCUGGAGCCCCUUGGGAGCCCGUCACGCAAUGUUCAGUUGCCGUUCUCGGUCAUUUACGUCGCCAAGGGGAAGACGCGGCCAGAGCUGUCAGCUCGCUACCUAAUCCGCCACAUGUUCCCUGAAGAUGUGCUGGUGAAAAGCAACGUCUAUGGAAGUCUUGAUCGUGGCAUGAGCCCACUGGAUUCCAACAAAAUUAAUGCACUCAGAGACUUUCUUCAAGACAAUUUUCCAUCCUUUGAUCUCAGUGAAAGUGGAUUUGAUUGGAAGGCGUGUGUGGGUGCCAUGAACAGCUCAAUCCGCAGUCUCAGACACGAGCUGAAAAAGGCGACGUCUGGAAUGCGCCACGGAGCCCUGGCAGGGUCACCCUGCAGUGCAGAGUCCCCCAGAGGGUUCCACUCCCGUAGAGCCAGUGGCAGGCAUCUCUCAGAUUGAAGCUCUCUAGCAUGUCUCAAAUCUCAGUUUAGCAGGUUUCUGUUAAUUCCGUGUAGAAACCUGUAAUAUCGAGCUGUCCUGUUUAACUGAGUUGUCAGCAGCACUAAAUAGCAUCACUUCAGGAGACCAGAAUUAGCAGAGGGCUUUGGGAGUCCUAACUCUUUGCAUAGGUAGCGUUUGUGCUCCUCACAAAUUAUUUUCACUGCUCCCUGUAGCAUUUGCAAUGUGCUCUCUCCUAAAAGCAUCUUCUUCUCAUGAUUCAUUGAAUCUGAAAGAUUAAUCUGAUUAGAAGAGAUGCACUGUGCAUCAGUACAACAGAAGCAGAUGGAAAAGAGGAAAGAAUGGUCCUCCUUGGAGGGUGAAUCAUAGGCAGCUAAAUUAUCUCAUUAUGUAUGAGGAAUUAAAUUUGCUUUGACAAUUGGAUCUCUUCAGCACAAAUAUCAGAAAGGAAAAAAUAUUUUUAAUUGAAUUUAUUUAACUUAUUGUAUCUGGACUUGAUGAUCUUGGGGGUCUUUUCCAACCUUAAUGAUUGUAUGAUCUCUCACAUUUUUGCCUCCUAUCAGUAGUUUUUGUAGGAUAAGAGGCAGACAACAAUAUAAGUACAACUGGUAAUGUAUGGGGGAAUGAUGCCUUAAGUUUUAGCUUUCAUAUUUGCCAGAUUCUGUACUGUAUUAGUAUAUAACUCUGAACUUCAUAUAAAGUGUUCUCUUCACAGUUUGGUUAGACAAAACAAUCCUUUUCAAGCCCAGUAACUAAAGACACUGUUGCAUCUUCAGGCCAAAAAGUAUAAACAAGAGUGAAUUGAGGAGAGUGAUCUGGGAGGAUGAGACUUUAUAACCUGAAGCUGUAAUUGGACAAUUAACCCCAAUAUAUAAAUGGACCAAAACUUACAAAAGUGUGAAAAUUGUGACUAGUGGCCCAUCUUGGGUGUAGCCAUGGCUGGGCUCUUGUACUGCCUAAGGUAUAUCCUUUGAAGGCCUUUAUAAUAAAUACCUACUUUAUUCAUUUAGCACUGUCUAGCCUCUGUUCUAGGUAGCCUCUCAAGCCAUCACUUACCCUGCUGUUCUGAUGUAGCUCUACAAAAAAAAAAAAUCCAAAACAAACAGUCCUAUGGUUGAUUCUGCUUUUUCUUAAUUAAAUUUAAGGAAAAUACUUCUUCAGGAUCCUGAACUCCACCAUCUCAUCUCAUGCAACUAAGACUUCACAUUUUUAGCAAAUCCCUUGUUGAGGUGGUAUGAGGUCCAGAAAAGCACCUGUCAGUAAUAAAUGUUCAUGCUCUUGCCUUUCCUUUCCAUCUAUGCAAGACUAAGAUUUAUU